Acanthamoeba castellanii str. Neff is the source of this 1494-nucleotide messenger RNA. Its product is annotated as SH3 domain containing protein. Bases 1 to 1494 code for a protein of 497 amino acids. The record is from RefSeq and is a predicted model, not a curated record. The transcript has 2 exons. Gene Ontology annotation, cellular component: vesicle; plasma membrane; cytoplasm. Gene Ontology annotation, biological process: clathrin-dependent endocytosis; actin filament polymerization; vesicle organization. NCBI's taxonomy places the organism in Eukaryota, Discosea, Longamoebia, Acanthamoebidae. Gene Ontology annotation, molecular function: phosphatidylinositol binding; microtubule binding.
AUGGCGACACUCAACUUCGCGGAUAACAUGUGGGAUCAGUUCGAAAAGGUCGUGAAGCGGCUGAACGAGGGAAAGAACUUUUCGUCAGAGGUGGCCAGCUUCGUGCAAAAGAGAGCCCUCUUGGAGAAGGAGUACGCCAUGAAGCUCCAGAAGCUGAUGAAGAUGACAACGAUCGAAGAGUACGCGUCGCUGGGGUCGGCCUGGACCUCGCUGCGCACCGAAACUGAGAAGCUUGCACUCUGGCACGACCAGUUCGGGGAUCGACUCGUGUCCGAGGUGAAGGACCACAUACUCGAACACAGGGGCGAGAGCAAGAAGCAGACCAGAGUGCUCGUCGAACAGGGCACCAAGAUCAUCAAGGACCUCGAAAUCCAGACCGACAAGGGCGACAAGGCACGGUCGGCCUACUAUCGCUCCCGCAGGAAGCAGGACGAGACCCAGGAAGAGUACGACCGAGCGACGAUGAGCGGGCAGCCGGCCGGUAUACUGCAGAAGCUGGGGAAGAAGGCGACGAAGGACGAGAAGGUGGCGAUCAAAGCGGACACCGCCUACAAGGCGGCCAUCGCAACCCUCGUGGAGGCGCAAGUGCGCAUGUACGACACGGAGAUGCCCAAGACGAUGAGCGAGCUCCAGCGGAUCGAGAUUACCCGGCUGCAGGUCACGCAGUCCUCGCUGAAGCACAUAAUCUCGCUGCAGAGCGGGCUCGCCGAGCAGGUCACGGAGCGAUGCGGGGUCGUGCAUCCGAUGCUCGACGCGGUCGACGCCUCGGCCGAUAUCGUGGCCUUCGUCGAGCGGGCAACCUCGGGCAAGCCCAAGCCGCCCAAGGCCGACUACGAACCCUACGACCCGAAGGACAACCGAAGGCUCUCCCUGGCCGCGCCGCUCACCCUCGCUCCAAACUCCACGAUGCGCGGCCACAGCGGCUCGGUGAGCCUCCUCUCGCCUCGUGCAUCGGUCGGCAGCGCUCAGCCGCGGGUGGCGGCGAUCGUGGCCGCGUCUGCCAGCACGGCAACGGCGCCGCCAUCGAAAUCUUCUGUCGCCGCCGCGCCGGUAUCUCCGGCCCCGACCCCGAGAGGGCCUGCGCUGAAGGUGCGGGCUCUCUUCGACUACACUGGCGAGACGCAGCCGGAGCUGAGCUUCAAGAAGGGCGACAUCAUCACGGUGACGGAGAAGGACGAGAGCGGGUGGUGGCAAGGCGAGCUGAACGGCGUGAUCGGCGCAUUCCCGAGCGGGUGGGUGGAGGACCUCUCGGCGCCUGCCCAGUCGACGAGCCCGGCCAAGGGUCCGCCACAGAUCGUCGAGCCCCCGCCAGAGCCGGAGAAGCAGGCACGCGCGCUCUACGCCUUCAGGAAGGAGCAGGAGGAGGAGAUCGACGUGAACGUGGGCGACCUACUUGUGGUGGACGUGGACGACGGCAGCGGGUGGAUAUACGGCUUUAAUCAGACGUCGGGAGAGGGCGGACGCUUCCCCGCCAACUACGUGGAGUACUUGUAG